This is a messenger RNA of Ctenopharyngodon idella (grass carp), 2242 nucleotides long. RefSeq names its product zinc finger protein RFP-like. Gene Ontology annotation, molecular function: protein binding; zinc ion binding. NCBI's taxonomy places the organism in Eukaryota, Metazoa, Chordata, Actinopteri, Cypriniformes, Xenocyprididae. The transcript is spliced from 9 exons. Bases 249 to 1964 code for a protein of 571 amino acids. The record is from RefSeq and is a predicted model, not a curated record.
GAUUCAGAGAAAGUGAAGCUAACUUUAUCAACAGCAAUAUGGACACCUGAAACGAUCAACCUCUUUAAACAACAGAAUAUUUAUUGAGCCGUUCAGAGAGUCUUGUGGACACAUCUGAUACUCACAGAGAUUAAUCACAGUGAAGAGUUGUUCACAAGAGUGAAUGGACUGUGUGCUCUUUGAAAUUACCUAUAGUAUGAAGAAUAAGUAACCAAACUGACUCUUGAGGCUUGAAGAGAGAAAGAACAAUGGCAGAAUCUUCACCAACAUCAACAAAACCAAGAAAAACCAGGAGACAGAGUAUUGAGCACACACCUCCAUGGAUGUCAUCCUCUAGAGGUCCACUGACUGAGGAGCUUCAGUGCUCUAUAUGUCUGGAUGUGUUCACUGAUCCAGUCACCACUCCAUGUGGACACAACUUCUGCGAGACCUGUCUGAAUAAGUGCUGGGACAACAGCCAGACCUGCAACUGUCCAUAUUGUAAAAAAACAUUCAAGAUCAGACCUGAUCUCAAGAUUAAUACCACACUCCGAGAAGUUGUAGAUCACUAUAAAAAGAAAAGUACUGAGAAAAAACCUGAAGUUCUGAAAAAACCUGAAGUUCCGAAAAAACCUGAAGUUCUGUGUGACUUCUGUGUGGAAAGAAAGCUGAAAGCCCUGAAGUCGUGUCUGGUGUGUCAGAGCUCUUACUGUGAAACUCACCUGGAGCCUCAUUUGAGAGUGGCAGGUUUAAAGAAACACAAACUGAUCAAUCCUGUGAGGAAUCUGGGGGACUAUAUAUGUCAGAAACAUGAGAGACCUCUGGAGCUGUUCUGUAGAGAUGAUCAGACAACUGUGUGUCUGGUGUGUGAUGUAACAGACCACAAGAACCACAACACUGUUCCUAUAGAAGAGGAGAGUGAAGAGAAGAAGAAUCAACUGAUGAAGACACAGAAAGACACACAGCAGAUGAUCCAGGACAGAAUCAAGAAGAUUCAAGAUGUCAAACACUCAGCAGAAGUCAGAAAAAGAAACACAGAGAAGGAGAAAGCAGCCCGUGUCGAGCUCUUCACUGAUCUCAUCCGCUCCAUUGAGAGAUGUCAGACUGAACUGCUGGAGAUGAUGGAGGAGCAGCAGAAAGCAGCAGAGAAACAGGAGGAAGAGCUCAUUGAAGAGCUGGAGCAGGAGAUCACUGAGCUAAAGAUGAGAAACACUGAGCUGGAGCAGCUCUCACACACUGAAGAUCACCUCCACCUCCUACAGAUUUACUCAUCCCGGUGCAGCUCUAGAAACACCAGGAACUGGUCUGAGAUCAGUGUGAAGACUGAUGAGAGUCUGGAGCCUCUGAGGAGAGCUCUGACUCAACUGCAGGACACUCUACAGGAGAAACUCACACUAACUGUCUCUGCAGAGCUGAAGAGGAUGCAGCAGUAUGAAGUGGAUGUGACCCUGGAUCCUGAUACAGCUCAUCCUGAACUCAUCCUGUCUGAUGAUGGAAAACAAGUGAGACAUGAAUACACUGAGCAGAAACUCCCAAACAAACCAGAGAGAUUUGAUACAUGUGUAGGUGUCCUGGGAAAUGAGGGAUUCUCCUCAGGGAGAUUUUAUUUUGAGGUGCAGGUGAAGGGAAAGACUGACUGGGUUUUAGGAGUGGCCAGAGAAUACAUUAACAGGAAAGGAAAGAUCACACUGAGUCCCAGUAAUGGAUUCUGGACUGUGGUUCUGAGCAGUGGGAAUCAAUAUUGGGCCUGUGAUGAUCCUCCUGUCUCUCUGUGUCUGAGAGUGAAGCCGCAGCGGGUCGGUGUGUUUGUGGAUUAUGAGGAGGGUCUGGUCUCCUUUUAUAAUGUGGAGUCCCGAUCUCAUAUCUACUCUUUCACUGGUCAGUAUUUCACUGGGAAACUCUAUCCAUAUUUUAGCCCAGAACCUAAUAAUGGAGGUACAAACUCAACUCCACUGAUCAUCACACCUGUCAAUUACAAUAAAUGAAUUUACACCCUAAUAUGAUAUACACAGUGAAACUAAUGAUUUAUAAAAUUAAAAAUCUAAAAACGUUUUGAUAUUUUUUUUUCAUUUGUUAAAAUGUCAUUUCUAGCUAUAAUUGCAAACUAUAAUGUAAAAAUAUGCUUGUUUAACAAUUUUUUUUUUUUUUUACUUUUCAUAAUUAUUCAUGCCAUUUUUCCAAUUUCUACUUGACAAAGUGAAAUUGCCUGUAAUUUGUUUUAUAUCAAAAUAAACCACACUUUGAUAACCUUGAUAAACUCUAU